AUGUACGGAUUGGUUAUUGAAGGUGUUCGUUUUAUGAUCCAAGAGAACUGGGGAACCCAGGUUCUUGAUCAGGUAAUUCUAUUGUAUAUAUCCAGAAGAUUCCAUAAAUUGUUCCAGGUCCAAAAAAUGACACUACUUUCUGAAAAGUCAAUUUCUACCCAUGAUCAAUAUUCAGAACACGUUGUUCCACAAAUGUUCAAAGCAAUUCAUGAAAUAACUGGAACACCUUAUGAACAAAUUGGAGUAUUGGCAGGUUGGUGACAUUUUUUGGAAUGAUUUUGAUCCACAAUUUUUGGAAAAACAUUUAUGAUAAGAAAAAUUAUUUGCAAAAAAUUGAUGGAGAAUUGUCAGAGAGGUUUUGCCAAAAAUUGAGGAUUCUGAAUUUUGUGGAAAUAAAAAACAUAUUUGUUUUAAAAAUAAAAAAGGUUUAAAAAGCUUUUAGAGUUAGAUUAAAGUCUGAUACUGAGUAAUUUUUUUUGAAAAUUUUUUAAUCUACAAGUUUUGGAAACAAUUUUUUUCUUUUAGAAAGAAAAAUUGAAUUUCAAAAAAAUUUCUGAGAAUUCAAAAAAAAAUUGUUGAUCAGAAACUUUCAGAGCUUCUGAAUUUUUAUGACGAGGAAAGCUGAAUGAGAUAAACUUUUAAAUUUUCUGAAAAUAAACAUAACAUUAAACAUUGAAUAGAGAAAAAUUCUACAACACUUUCCAGGUCGAUUUUUUGUCCAGUUCCUGAUUCGAAAUGGCUAUGGUGAUUUGAUGAAUGUUAUGGGCCGACGAUUUUCGGAUUUCAUCAAAGGACUUGAUAACAUCCACGAAUAUUUCAGAUUCAGGUUUUUUUCAUAAUUAGUCCCUCUCUCUCUCUCUUUCUAUCUCAAGUCAUCUGAAAAAAAUCUUUAACUUUUGAUCAGCUAUCCAAAACUACGUGCUCCAUCGUUUUAUUGUCAAUCCGAAUCGGAAGACGGAUUAAUUUUACACUACCGUAGUCGGCGGACCGGAUAUUUGUCAUAUGUAAUCGGUCAAUUAGUCGAAUUAGCAAGAGUUUUUUAUCAUCUCAAUAUUGGAAUACAGGUUAUUUUUAGAAAUUCUGAGAAUGCUUUUAAAUUAAAGUGUUUACAGGUGCUCAAGAAAAAAGAAAAGGGAAAAUUCCAAUUUGUAGUCAUGAAAAUAAACUUUGAAAACAUUGGAUUGAACUUGGAUGUGAGAUUGAGAGAAAGAGUUAAAAAUCUCAAUGAAUAUUUGCCAGUCGAUACAAGAAGCUUUUUGAGAAUGUUUCCAUUUCAUAUAAGUUUCAACAAAAAGUUGGAAAUUAUAAUGAUGGGACAAGGUCUUCAUAAUAUUAUGCCAAAUAGUCAAGGACUUCUAAUGACUGAUAUUUUCGAUUUACAACGUCCUUGUAUUAAAUUCACAGCUGAAGGAAUUAUUGUUCAUCAGAAUUGUGUUUUUCAAGUUGAAUCAUUGCAUCCAGUUAUAAAGAAAUCUGAAAAUGAGAAUAUUUUAGUGAAGAUUAAUGAUGUGACUGAAGAUAAAGUAUCAUUAGAGAAGAAAACUGUGACAGAUAAUGAUUAUGAGAGUUUACCCUAUGUUAUACUUCGAGGUCCAAUUAUUUAUCUCAAAACUUGUGACACUUUCUUAUUUCUAGCAACUUGUGUGUAAGUUUUUUUCGAUUUGAAGUUCUUGAAUUUUUUACCUAAACUUUUUUAAGCGUUGACACAUUGGAUGCAAUGUUUAAGAUGGGCUUAUAUUUAAACGAUUUUGGUGAAUCUGAUUGUAAUCGAGAAAUUAUUAUGUCAACAAUUCAGAAAAGUGAUACUCUAAAACAAAUGUUGGAAAAUGAAAAACGAAGAAGUCAAGUUUUAACCGAAAUGACCAAGGAAAUAUCCGAAGCAAAAAGGAAGACUAGAAAACUUUUAUCACAAAUGAUGCCAUUUGAAGUUGCUAAACAAAUGAUGAGAAGUGGAAAUGUUGAACAUUGUGAGGCUUUUGAAUGUGUAUCAAUUGGGUUUAUUCGAGUUUGUGAUUUUGCGAAAAUUUCAUUAUCAAUUGAAGCAUUUGAUGUUGUUAAUUUAUUGAACACGUAAGUUUUUGUACUUUUUUUUCAAAUAUUUUUUUCACAAUUAAUUUCAGGUUAUAUUCGAUUCUUGAUGAAAUAGUUGAUUUACACGGUGUUUAUAAGAUUGAAACAAUUGGUGAAGCAUAUAUGAUUUCUGCUGGUUGUCCAUAUCGAGAUGAUGGAGACGCAGAGAUGAUUGCAGAUUGUUGUCUUGAAAUGAUUCAAGCUGUUAAAAACUUUGAAUAUCCAAAUCUAGAGAAUGUUAAAAAGGUUCAAGUAAAAAUUGGAAUAUUUUCUGGUCCAGUUGUUGGGGGUGUUGUAGGUGUUCGAACUCCUCGCUAUUGUCUUUUCGGUGACACAGUAAACACGGCAAGUCGAAUGGAAUCAUCAAACAAAACUCCAAUGACAAUUCAAAUCGGUCAAAGGACUCGCGAUCGUCUCGAAAAACAUAACAGCGGUGCAUUUCGAAUUAAACCAAAAGGAAGUGCAACAAUUAAAGGGAAAGGUGUUAUGAAGGUUUAUGAAGUUGAGAAGAAAAAAGGGCGAGCAAGAUAUAAGAAGGUGGAGCCGAUACGAAAACGAGUUAUUGAGGAAAAAGCGAAGGCGGAUGACGAAUUGAUGGAUGAAGAUAUGGAUGGGCAUCGGGGAAGUGCAUUGAGUCGAAUGAGUUUAGCGUGAGUCAUUUUUAAUUUUUGCUAUUUUUGCUUUUUUUCUUGCCCCAUUUCGUUUCCUGGCAAAAAAAUAUAUGUGUUAAGAGAAAAAUGGGCGUGUCAUGUGUUUUUCUUUGACCUGCUGAUCAUCUAUUCCGGAAAAUGAAUUCUUAAUGCGAAAUGCCAAGAAGAAAAAUUAAUGCCGGAUGUGCGUAAAUAUGCAUCCGAUGUUUAUAAAAAGCCAUCAAAAUAUAUUCAGUCACGAAACUCUUUUUUUUUUGAAAACUUCUCCUGAAGAGAUCUCUAUUUUUUGUGUGUUUACAGAGAAUCUGAAGAUAGCAGUGGAUCGAGACGUGGAAGUUUGUCAGCAUCCCAACUUGAAUUGAAUAAGGUAACCUUGACUGGAAAACGGGAGAAAAUUUUGAAAAAAAAACACGUUUUGUAGACGAUUGCGCAUACGAUUGAGAUAACUUCGCGAGCUGCAUCAAUUUUGGAUAUGAAUAAUAUGCAAGACGAAAAUAAUCGGCCAGCUUGGUCUUCUUCACAUUCCGAUGAACGACUCAAUAAAAAAAUCAAAAAAUCUGAGAGCAAACUCACAUUGAGCUCUCGAAUUAGCACAAGUGGUGAGUGAGAAUUCAUAGAUCAUCAACUCAUCAAAAAUGAUUUGUUUUUUUUUCUUAGAACUCGCAUCAAGUCGAAGUUUUGAGCCAAAAGAAGAAGAUACACCACGCCCAACAACUGAUGAGAUGGAGCAAAUGCAAAAGGCGCAGAGUGGAAAUUUGGAAAGUGUGCGUGAAGUUGAGGAGAAAGAGACGGUGAUUCAAAAAGAAGAAGUUGAAGAAGAGGAAUCAGAACCAGUUAAUGUAGCGGAGGCGGAUUCAAUCAGUGCAGUCUUGGAUAUGGUGGAGGCUAGUGAAACUGCCAGUUUUGCCGAGAUUCCAAGCGAUAGUGUGAGUUAUAUUUAUAAAACUUGUUUUUGAGUGAAGUAAAUAUUAUUGAUUUUAGAUUCCACAAGACGUUCGAGUUGCUUUGCCAGAUCCAGAAGAAGCAGAGAAAAUGGUAAAACGAGUCUCAAUUUCAUCUGUGAGCAGUGUUGAAGAAGAUGUGAGUGUUUUUUUUUUAUUUUCAAACUCUACACUCCUUUCUAAAAAACGUUGAACACCUUAAAACAUUUACUUCCUUUUUUCCUUCUAUUAAUAUUUCAUUAACAAAUUAAUCAUCGGGAUCUGCUGGCACUAAAAAGUGAUUUUCUGUCAAAUAUUUGUUAGCCUCGAAUCCAAUAAUUUGCCCGAUCAAAAACGAUCCGCCGAAACACGUGGCAAUUUUUAAUCUUCCAUUUUUUGUCGCAAACGGUUUUUGUCGAAUUAUUUUCCUUGUUAAAAUCUGAAAACUAUUAUUUGUGAAUGUGUUUUUUUUUGUCAAAUUGAGAAGCUCACCAUUAUACCCUUGAGAAAAUAUUAGAAAUAAUAAAUUUUUAGACACGUCCUGCCAAAAAGAUAACAGCAAAGCCCACGUCAAAAUCAAGAGAAUCUAAAGAAUCCGUGAGUUUUAUUUUAAUAUUUUCAUUUUCAUUUUUUUGAAUUAUAUCGAAAAAGUAAAUACCUAAUUUUUCAGGUGUCUCAAUUAUCCCGCAAUCCUUCUCGAAAACAACGAUGUCGAUGUGACGACAUUCGAGCCGACUCAAAAUUGAAGACAAAAGUGUGCACAAUUAUGUGA
Molecule: messenger RNA, 4412 nt
Organism: Caenorhabditis angaria
Lineage: Eukaryota; Metazoa; Nematoda; Chromadorea; Rhabditida; Rhabditidae
Source: the annotation of a GenBank genome assembly